UCAUCAGGAAUAUUUUCUAUUAAUAUUUUUCUUGUGACAUCAUUUAAUAGUGUCGUAUGGAUCUUAUCUUAAUGUUUACCAACCCGAGUUGAAAGUGAUUAGUCUCUGACUCCAACAAAUAGUCUGUACAUAUUUUAAAUCUGACCUGGCUGAUUUAUCAAAUUAUGUCAAUUUUUACGAUCCCCAAACGGAGAGCAUAUAGUGGUCGUCUUGUCCGUCCGCCAUCCGUUGUACUUGUUCAGAGCAUAACUUGAAAACCCUUGGAUAUUAUAAAUUUGUUUAAACUGCACAUAGUGGUAGAGGGUAUUGAGGCAGAGUGCAGUGUUAAAGAACAAUAUCUCUAUUUUGCCCAGUUCUCGAAUUGUCUUCCAUUAAAAAAAAACAACUUUAUACUAAGCAUAGACAAUUACUUUAAAUUUCACACACUAGUACAUGGCAUUGAGCAGGAGUGCAAUGCAGAGGAAAUGUAACUUUGUUACACUUUGAACUUUAUCCAUGAGAUAACUAUAAGAGAUAUGAAAAUGAAUCUUUUUACACUUGAACUUUGUCCGGGACAUUGCUCUGAAACCAAAAGAGGUAUCAACAAGAAACUUUGUAGGUAGAUAGAUCUGAUUAGGUAGAUGUGCAGUGCACAAGAAUUGUAACUGCCUUGCCUAAUUAGGAGUUAUUGUCUUUGUUAAUAUUUACACUUUGAACUUUGUCCAGGACAUAGCUCUAAAAGUAUAAAAGAUAUGAACACACUUUUUGUGCCCCCACUUUAGGGGGGCAUUUAGAUUUACCCUUGUCCGUCCGUCCAUCUGUCCGUGCUUUCGUCCGUUCUCAUUUUAUGUUGCACAUAGCUCAAAAAAUUUGACCUACAGUCAUGAAACUUUACAGGAAUGUUGAUCAGCAUGUGUAGUUGCACACCUGGGUAUUUUUGUUUGAUAUAUUUAGUAUUUUUAAAAGUUAUUGCUCUUGACUUUGUCAAAAUUUACAAUUUUCAACUUGUGUUGCAUGUAACUCAAAAAGUAUUUGACCUAGAGUCAUAUAACUUUACAGCAAUGUUGAUCUGCAUGUGAAGUUGUGCACCUGGGGGUUCGCUUGUGGAUUUAUUCUGUUUUGUCAGAGUUGACAAACUUAGAGGUUGAAGGUACAAAUUUGUGCCCAAACUGUUUCUUUAUAUUAAGCAAUUAGUUACUUCCAUUCUCUUUUCUCUUCAUUUUACUUUUCUGCAAUGGGUAAGAAACCUUUUCAGGGGCAUUCAUCACUUUGGGUGGUUUAAGGUCAUAUUGACCUUGUUGGAAAAAAUGUUUCCAAUCAAUAACUUGACAACCCAUGGGCACUUGGCCCUCACACUCAUAGGUUCAUUGGUCUUUGCCAGUGGAUGACCCCUAUUGAUAUUUUGGGUCAAAGGUCAGUGUCAUAUUGACCGUAUAGGUAAAAACUGUUUCCUAUCAAAAUCUGACAACCGAUGGGCUGUUGGCUCUCAAACUUUGUAGGUGCAUUGGUCUUGGCAAGUAGAUGACCCCUAUUGAUUUUUGGGUCAGGGAGUCAAAGGUUAAGGUGUUGUAGAGUCAUUGACCCUGUAUUCCUAUCAAUAAUCAACAACUUAUGAACCCUUGACCUUCAAACUUCGCAAAUUGAUUGCAUUUGGUCAGGAGAUUAUUUCAAUGGAUUUUUGGGGUCAAAAGCUGAGACGUCAAGAUUACAUUGGCCUUGGUAAAAACUGUUUCUGAUCAAUAUCUCAACAACUCAUGGGCCCUAAACUUUUAAACUUCACAGAUGCACUGGCCUUGGCCAGUAGAUAACCCCUAUUGAUUUUUGGCUACCAGAUCAAUUGGCUAUUGAUAGGGGAAAACAGGUUUUAUAAACAUAUCUUGUUAACCCAUUCCCAGACAGCUACGCCUUUUUUGUACCCUAUCUACCGCCGUAUAGAUACGCCUUUCUUGUACCUUACCAACUGCCCGAUAGCUACGCUUAUCUACGCUUAGACCGCUGUCUCGAUAGCUACGCCUUUCUACGAACAUCUAUUUAAAGUAGAAAAUAAAACUAAAGAAAUCAAUUUUGUAUCGCCGGAAGUUUAUAAAUAUAAACAUUAACUAUUAAUAAAUCGAUUUCUAAGAAGAAAAUAUAUUGUUUCUAUUUAAAGUUUUGUCAUAAAUAGCGUCCAAUCGUAACAGGGUAUCGGGGAUUUUCCACAGCGUCAUUGGGGUCACGCGCGGGUUAAAAGGUGAAAAACUGUGCGAUCGAGGCUCCAAAGGUCGUAAGUAAAAAUAAAUAUCCAAUCAAAAGUAUUUUUCUCAUUGAUCACGCGCAUGAUUUCAUAAUGUACAUGACUGGUUUCCCACGAUGAGAAAGGCUGUUAGGUGUCAAAAUGUUGUGUAUAUGGCAAUCAAAACAAAUGAUACAAGGGGGCUGUGUAUAAGGCAAUAUACAGGAAGCUGCCGCUGUGAAAUAUGCGAAACCGUAAGCAAAUUAUUAUUUGAAAUCACCGACAAUUACGUAAUUUAUUGGGGUAAUAAAUAUUUUAGCAUGUCUCAUAUGCACUUGCGUGGAAAUCGGCCGUGCAUAAAUCGUAUGCAAAAUGAUAAUCAAAUCAGUUCGUUUGAGAACACCAAACUAUUCUCUAUAAUAUUUAGAAACUACAUCUACUUAGAAAUUAAUUUGCGUCAUGGCUUAUGACAGUGAUUCUAGCGAUGGUUCAGAUUUUUCGGGUUUUGGGCCUGAAGAUUUGGGGUCUGAUGUUGAGAUACCAUUAGUACAUGAUGAGCUAUCUUCAGAUGAUGAUAGCAAUGAUGAUAGCAGUGAGUCUGUCAGAAAUGAUGAGUGGACAAGCAACUUCACAACUCCUAGGAUUGACGACUUUGUUGAAAGGCCUGGCCCAAAUCUCCCUGAAGGUUUUGACACAGAAACAGCAACACCCCUGGAUUACUUCUGGUUGAUGUUUCCAGUCCGGCUUAUCGCUAUGAUAGUCCGAUAUACUAACCAGUAUGCCUCAUGGAAGCAGACUAGAACUGGACCGGAUACCUACUGGGAAGAUGUAACUGAGCCUGAACUUCGUGCCUUCUUGUCGAUCAACAUCCUCAUGGGCAUUCAUCAGCUUCCCCAAGUUGAAAUGUAUUGGUCGACCAAUCAGUAUGUGGGUAAUCAAGGAAUCCAAAAGACAAUGACUUGUAAUAGAUUCAUUAAAAUAAGUCAAUAUUUCCAGUUUUGAGUGAAUCAUUUAGAAAUGGAUAUACAUUGUCUCGUGAAACAUCUGUGGACGAAGCGAUGAUAAAAUAUACUGGACGCUUAUCAUUCAGACAAUACAUGCCAGCCAAACCUGUUAAACGUGGAGUAAAAGUGUGGAUGUUGUGUGAUGCCACUAAUGCAUAUUUGUCUAGGUUUGAGUUCUACUUAGGGCGACAGAACAAUCAGAUAGAACAUGGUCUGGGUCAUAAUGUGGUUAUGAAACUGACAGAAAAUAUUCAGCGGACUAAUCGUUUUGUGUUCUUUGACAUUUUUUUCACAGGCCUGCCACUUUUGCAGAGCCUGUUUGACAGUGGAUUAUAUGCCUGUGGGACAAUUAGAAUUAAUCGCUUGGGUUUUCCAACCGAGUUGAAGAAACCCAGGGAUAUUACUAACCGUGGUGAUAUGAAGUUACUUCAGAAGGGAAAUAUCACCGCAAGUGUUUGGAAAGAUAAAAAAUUAGUUCAUCACGUCUCAACAUUGAGUGAUCCCACAGAUGUUCGAGAUGCCCAGAGACGUGUUGGUCGUGAUGUUGUACCUGUCCGUCAACCCCAUAGUGUCUGGGCGUACAACAGAUACAUGGGUGGUGUUGAUCGCCAUGACCAACUUCGAAUGAACUAUUCUGUGGGAAAGUGUGGGAAGAAGUGGUGGAAGUAUCUAUUUUGGUUUCUUUUGAAUUGCGCUAUAGUGAACAGUUACCUUAUUUACAGCAAGGCAACAACUCGUCAAACCAGAAAGAGACGCUUCCGCCAUGUUGACUUUAGGUUGGAGUUGGUCAACGGCCUAAUUGGAGGUUACGCAAAACACAAACGGUCAGUUGGUGGGGAUCAACUUUCGAGUAACCGUGUCUUGAUUUCUAAUGAAAACAUUGAUCACCAUACAAAUGUCCGACUAGAAGGACGAAGGACAACGUGUAAAUACCACAUGAGAAUACAUAACAAACACAGGGAGACGGUGUAUGGCUGUGCAAUAUGCAACAUACACCUGUGUAAAGACGGUUGCCAUGCAGCAUAUCACCAGCAGGAAAACAUGUGACUGUAACAUUCAAAAAUUGGAUUAAACUUGUGAGUGAAAUAUCAAAACCAUGUGGAUUUAUCAUGUGAAAUAAAAUGUUUAGAUGUUUUAUAGUUUCAAUUGAUACAUGUCAAAAAAAAAUCUGUGUAAAUACGUGUAUUAUAUUAGUUUGUUUGUGUUGCCACUUAGCUUAUUUCUGUGAAUAAAUUCUUACUUGGAUAUUUAAGAAAACAAUUUGGAUUUAUUACCCAAUAAUGAUAAUUUAGAACAAAUUUGAGAACAAACACUUUCAUUUGUAAAUACAUUAGUUCAUAACAAGAUUGAAGUGCAGAGACAUAAAACAAUUAUUCUGUGAGAACAUGAUUUCUUAAAAAAAAUAGUCAGAAAGAUAUUUAAUUAUUUAAAAUAUAUUUUGUUAAGUUUUUGCAUAUUUUAUUAUUCAUUUGUUUGAUUUAUAGCAUGAAAAAAAUGUUUGUAAUAUAAAGUUAUAAAAAAACAUGAUGUUGCUUUCCUUUUAACCUCCUAUUUUAGGUUGUGAGAAAUAUCCUAUAUGUCCAAAAUUAGUAUCAUUUUGUAGGAAAUUUAAUUCUCUACAAAGUUUAUAUUGAUCAUAAAAUUGUAAAAUUAAUAAAUCUAAUAGAAAAUUUGAUCUAAAGUGAAUAGGUACUAAUUUAAACCAGAAUUCCAAUAAACCCUUAUAGGUACAGUGUAAAGAUAAUAGUGGUUUAUCUAUUGGUUAUUGAUUAUCAGUAUUACUGAUAAGGCAUAUUAUGUAGUGACUACCUUAUAUGGUCAAUCUGCUAUCUGGGAAUGGGUUAAUACUAAUAAGUGUGCCUUUCAUUAAUUUCCUUUUGAGUGUAUAAAAUGUAUUAAUAGUUGAAAUUUCAUAUAGAUUAUAGUGCUGUAGGUUUAUACUAAAUUUAUUUCAUUUUGCGUAGGAAAUUAUAAGUUUAUUGACACGGUUGAAUCAGUUCCUGAAAUCAACCAGUACUAAGCAAUGAGUGUAGAAUGUC
Ruditapes philippinarum (Manila clam) is the source of this 5234-nucleotide messenger RNA. Its product is annotated as piggyBac transposable element-derived protein 4-like. The coding region runs from base 3250 to 4242 and encodes 330 amino acids. Lineage: Eukaryota; Metazoa; Mollusca; Bivalvia; Venerida; Veneridae. The transcript is spliced from 2 exons. The record is from RefSeq and is a predicted model, not a curated record.